CGUCAGCCAAUCCGGCAGAGGAAUCGUAAAUCGAGAAGGGCGCCAGAAGAUCGCAGCGGUGGGCGGGGCUUGUCCGGCCUUUAUAUAGUGACGGGCCUCACCGCAUGUCGCAGUUGUCUCUCAGGAAGCCUUGUCUCCAUCUUUAGGGCUUCGGACGAGUGUGGUGUAGGAGGCGAGGGGCAAGCAUGGCGGAGGCGAGCACCUGCAGCAUGGAGAACUUUGUAGCCAAGUUGGCCAAUGGAAUGAACCUGUCGACUGCAGUAGAAGAUGUUUCCUGUACUACACAACCAGAGAGCAGCGUCGUCAAGACAAAUGCAGAAGACAUGACCUCUAAAGAUUACUACUUUGACUCGUAUGCGCACUUUGGUAUUCAUGAGGAGAUGUUAAAAGAUGAAGUUCGGACACUGACCUAUCGAAACUCAAUGUUCCACAACAGACACUUGUUCAAGGAUAAGGUUGUUCUGGAUGUGGGCAGUGGGACGGGAAUCCUCUGCAUGUUUGCAGCUAAGGCCGGAGCAAAGAAAGUUAUUGGGAUUGAGUGCUCAAGUAUCUCUGACUAUGCUAUCAAGAUCGUGAAGGCAAAUAAACUGGAUCACAUUGUUACCAUCAUCAAGGGGAAAGUGGAAGAGGUUGAAUUGCCUGUGGAAAAAGUUGACAUAAUAAUCAGUGAAUGGAUGGGAUAUUGUCUAUUCUACGAGUCCAUGCUGAACACUGUAAUCUAUGCCCGGGACAAGUGGCUGACACCUGAUGGUCUUAUUUUCCCUGAUCGUGCAACUCUUUAUGUAACUGCAAUUGAAGACAGACAGUACAAAGACUACAAAAUCCACUGGUGGGAGAAUGUCUAUGGAUUUGACAUGUCCUGUAUUAAAGAUGUAGCCAUUAAGGAGCCACUUGUUGACGUUGUCGAUCCCAAACAGUUGGUUACAAACUCUUGUCUCAUCAAGGAAGUGGAUAUAUACACAGUAAAGGUGGAUGACCUCAGCUUCACAUCUCCAUUUUGCCUCCAAGUGAAAAGGAAUGACUACAUCCAUGCCCUCGUUGCUUAUUUCAACAUUGAGUUUACACGUUGUCAUAAGAGGACGGGCUUCUCUACCAGCCCAGAGUCUCCGUACACUCACUGGAAGCAGACGGUUUUCUACAUGGAAGACUACUUGACUGUCAAAACUGGGGAGGAGAUAUUUGGAACAAUAGGCAUGAAGCCAAAUGCCAAGAAUAAUCGAGAUCUGGAUUUUACCAUGGACAUCGACUUUAAAGGUCAGCUGUGUGAAUUGUCGUGUUCCACCGACUACAGGAUGCGCUGAAACAAAGAUGACUAAACCAUUCGACCAGACAGAAGAAAACAAUACAUCAGAUAUACAUUUAGCUGUGUGGUUUUAUUUACAUAUAGCAUACACCUUUUUAACUCCCUGCUGUUUUCCUCAGUGGGGUAGAAUAUUUUAGAACCCUCCCCCCUGGACCAGUCUGUAAAUCAGCCUUGGCCAUCCUGAUGACUUGGUCUUUACCUCCAAAAAAAUGGCUGCAUGGCUUGAGGGAAUAUCAUCUAGCUUUAGAAAGCUGGUUAUACUCUGUAAAUAUUGGCCCUGAAAGGGUUUUGUGUACUGUUCUCAAACUCAUCAGGCUUUGCUAAGACAGCAGGCAUCUCUAAUAGAGGCCUCUUAACCUACUUCAGAGGACCUGCAUUUUUUUUUUGGCAAUGCCUAAACAGUUUAUGAACAAAACUACUGCCAUUCCUUUUCGUGCAGUAGCCCCCAAUUGUGUUGCGGUGUCGCUCAUCUCCUACAGUACCUCUUAAGCAUAUCUUAAUGUUUCCGUUCCAAACAUCACACAUGGUGAAAGCAAAUUACACUCUCUGGAUGCUGCUGGAAUGAAAGGGAUAGACUGUUGGAACCCGAUGUAGACACUAAAAUUGGUCACUCCUGGUUGCAAGCAGUGUUUUUGUCUCUAGACACCCCCACACUCUACAUUGCUGUGGAGCAGUGGGCUCUUAAUCUGCCAUUUUGUACGGUUUUGUACGUCCUUUUCAGAUUCCCACUUGGAAAGGUGUUUUUUUGUUUUACAGAUCAAAUGCCCAUUGUGAAUUUCAUAAGUUAUGGUUUUUAUAUGGUUACAUUCAUAAUGAAAUUAAAAAGUGAACUGUGAUGUA
This is a messenger RNA of Hyla sarda, 2143 nucleotides long. RefSeq names its product protein arginine methyltransferase 1 (gene PRMT1). Gene Ontology annotation, molecular function: protein-arginine N-methyltransferase activity. Gene Ontology annotation, cellular component: nucleus. The record is from RefSeq and is a predicted model, not a curated record. NCBI's taxonomy places the organism in Eukaryota, Metazoa, Chordata, Amphibia, Anura, Hylidae. The coding region runs from base 186 to 1301 and encodes 371 amino acids. The transcript has 11 exons.